Messenger RNA from Lasiosphaeria miniovina, 930 nucleotides. RefSeq lists its product as uncharacterized. The transcript has 4 exons. The record is from RefSeq and is a predicted model, not a curated record. Lineage: Eukaryota; Fungi; Ascomycota; Sordariomycetes; Sordariales; Lasiosphaeriaceae. The coding region runs from base 1 to 930 and encodes 309 amino acids.
AUGUCCAUCCUCGUUCCCCUCCUAGAGUCGGGCUUCACAGCCAUCUAUUACUCCAAGAUCGGGAUCCUGAAAGUCUUUGCCAGCGGCGAAAUCCUCGGCUGGAUCAUCAAUCCCCACCUCGAGCAAGCCCAAGACUUCGUCGAAGGCCUGAAGUUCUUGCUACUCAGCUCAGCCGGUAGCAGCGGUAUCAAGCCGGCGCAGUCGCUCCAGGCCUCGAUCGAGGUAAAAAUCAAUCCCCCAAACGGCCCCAUCUACACCAUUCCGGUGACGUGUGAGUCCGCCGAUGGCAACUUUGGUAUCCUCGCCACCGUGGAUGACCAGAAGGUGGAGUACCCGCCGGCCGGCAGCAACUUCGUCUCCCUCGCAAAAGGCAGCCACCUCGAGGCCUCGAUUGCUAUAGAGAUCCUCCUACCGCGGGAAGACUUCCAGAGCAGGGUUGUCACUUACCAGACCGAGGAUGGCAUCUUUGAGAUCCCCAUCGUGUACCACGACGUCAACAAGGACUCCGACGCGGCGACGGUGCAGAAGGAGCCGACCCCCGGGUCUAUCCUCGUUCCCCUCCCAGAGUCCGGCUUCAAGGCCGUGUACGUUACCAAGACCAAGACCCUCACCGUCUUCGCCGGUAGGAAGCGGGAUGUUCUCUUUGGAGGCUUGAAGUUCUCGCUCCGCGGUUUCCCGGGUGGGUUUCCCGAGACCUCAGAACAGGUCAUCGAGACCUGGAUCAAGCUGCACAUCAGCUUACCAGCGGAGCAUUUCCAGAGCGACACGGUCACUUGCCAGUCGGCGACCGGCACUUACCAUGUCAAUAUCAACAGCGCCGGCCUUGAUGGGCAGUCCAAGGACUCAAAGAAGGCCAUUUCGGUGACCAUCGACGGCCGCUUCGGUGACCAUCGACGGCCGCCUCGGCGACCGUUACGGCCAUCUCGGUGA